Cladocopium goreaui is the source of this 2262-nucleotide messenger RNA. The record is from the annotation of a GenBank genome assembly. NCBI's taxonomy places the organism in Eukaryota, Dinophyceae, Suessiales, Symbiodiniaceae.
AUGGGGCAGGCCCCAACGGCAGCCACGGCAAUGGGUCAGCAGCUUGUGUUUGCAUUGGACCAUCGACUGCAGCCGGCGCCGCAGCAAGGUGAGAGUCAGUCACCGCAGACUGUGGCAAAGCCAGCGGCAAGAAGAAAAAUGAUUAAAAACCAGAAGCUCGGAAAGAAAGCCACUUCCGCAAUUGCGGAUACUGCAUGUUCAGCUUCGCAGGAGGCAGGCACUGCAGUGGCAGAGUCCGGGCAGACGCAGAUUUCCAGAUGGCGAUUGCCAGAGGAUCCAACAUCCCGUGCCUCAGCUCCAUCUGCCUUCAUUGCGGCCUUGAACUUGGAACCCCUGCGUUCGAACACAGGACCAAGUCCAGGGCGCCAGCUUCCGCCACCGGCCCCAGCCUUUGCUCCGAAGGCACCACCCAAGACCACCCAGGGUCCACCUGCCAGCCCUCCGUCACCAACUCUUCCAACUCCACAGGCUCCAAAGAAAACCUUCAAGCUGAAGAACGCACCAAAACCAAAGACAGGAUCAAAGGGACACAAGGAGAACAACGAGAACCAGAACUUCGAGAAGCUGGUGGCAGAGGCCACUCUGGUCACCAAUAUCCUCGAUGAGAUCCCACGAGCGACCCAAGAGAACCAAGUGAAGGAGAAGCUGACUCCACCUGACAAGGUCUACGACAAGAAGCUGAUGUUGCGAGUUUGGAGGCUGCAGCGCAGCGAAGUCCAUCCUGCAGUGUUGGGCCUGGGUGUUGCUGAGCGCCCUUGGCGUCCAAAUCCACGGUCAGCCAACAACAGUGAAAUCAGAAGGCCUGAGAGGGAUUCACCCGUCCUGGAACAGUCAGAGAAGGCUUAUAGAAUCACAAAGCCGACUAGCCCAAUGGAGGCGUUGGACAGGAAUGUCUGUGCUUUGUUGAACAAGAUUUGCCCCGAGAACUUGGACACAAUUGUGGAAAAAUUGGCAAACAUUGAGUUGCAGAAGGCAGCAGAGCUUGAGUGUGUCAUCAAGGCCAUUUUCGGGAAAGCGUUGGUGGAGCCGCACUACUGUGAAACGUAUGCAGACAUGGUUUUCGCCUUGCAGAAACGCUACCCGGAAUUCCCUCCGGAAAAUGAAGGGGAAAGGCCUCUCACCUUCACCCGAGUUAUGCUCAACACCGUCCAGAAUGAGUUCGAAAGUUUGCCAACAACCUUUGAACCUACAGAUGAUGACAAAGCAAAGUUCCCCGACUCAGAAGACUUGCAGAGGGAGAUGAAGAAGAGGAAGGACAAGAUGCUUGCAAACAUGAAGUUCAUUGGGAACCUCUUUUUGCGCCAGUUGCUAUCGAUCAAGGUCAUUGGACAGGUGGUCAAGGGCCUGAUCGGCAUCAAGGAUGGAAAUGCACUUCCGAAAGAUCACAUGAUCGAAUGUGUUUGUGAGCUGCUGCAAGCAAUUGGCUCCACGGUGGACUCCGAAAAAACUCCACAGGGGAAGGCUUUGAUGGAUGCAUAUGCUGCGAGACUCAAAGAUAUCAAGGCUGCUUUCAGCAUGAGAAUCCAAGUGUCGAUCGAAAACUUGCUCCAGCUUCGCAAGAAUAGGUGGCAGAAGAAACUCUUCAAGGAGCAGGCCAAGACGAAGGCGGUUGUUCGAGAUGAGUUUGAUCAAGCUCAGAAAGCUCAACAGAAUGGGGGCAGAAAAGGGUCAGAUAGCGUGUUCUCCUUCCAGACGGCGGGAGCGAGGCCUUCGUACAUUGACGCCAUCGCAAAUCAGAAGGAACGCGCGAAGGCGGAUACAUGCCCAGAACAUGGUAAGUUUGAGAAAGUGAAGAAGAUGUGCGAGUACUUUGCAGAUGAUAAAGACGGGGAGUCUCUCCAGCAAGACUGGGCGAAAGCCGAGCCAAGCGACAAAGAAGCAAAGCAAGGAGUCGAGUGGCUUUUGGAGACGGGGUUUGAGGACAGCAAGAAGGCUGACAUUACGGCGGCAACGCUUGCCGAGCUCAUGAAAAGGAUGGAUGCCCCGAACUGUGACGUCAUGGUCCAUUGUUUGAUUGCGCGCUUGCUGAUGUUGGAGAAUUUCAACCAGGUUGUACUGAAGCCCAUGCAGACUUUUGUCUCCCACAAUGAGAACCGGGACCUGGGUUGGAGUUUGAUGCUUGGCAUUGUCAAGAAGUUGAAGCAUGAGAACGCUCAGGAUGUUGUGAGAAAGGCUCUCAACAUGAGUGAGUUCAUCUCCUGUGCUGCAACAGCGAGGAAGACAACUGUUCCAAAUGCCAGGAAGCAGUUGCAAUCAGCGUAG